Molecule: messenger RNA, 1263 nt
Organism: Tuber melanosporum (Perigord truffle)
Lineage: Eukaryota; Fungi; Ascomycota; Pezizomycetes; Pezizales; Tuberaceae
Exons: 5
Coding region: 1-1263 (420 amino acids)
Biological process (GO): 'de novo' AMP biosynthetic process; IMP metabolic process
Cellular component (GO): cytoplasm
Molecular function (GO): adenylosuccinate synthase activity; GTP binding
Source: RefSeq, a predicted model, not a curated record
AUGGCAACUGUCGUGCUCGGAACUCAAUUCGGUGACGAGGGGAAGGGAAAACUCGUCGAUAUCCUCUGUUCAAAUGUCGACGUCUGCGCGAGGAGCGCAGGCGGGAACAACGCUGGUCAUACCAUCGUUGUCAAUGGAGUCACUUACGAUUUCCAUAUUCUACCCUCAGGCCUCGUCAACCCUAAAUGCCUCAAUAUUAUUGGGUCAGGUGUUGUCGUUCAUAUUCCCUCCUUCUUCCAUGAAUUGGACAAUAUCCAGAAGAAAGGCCUUGACACUACUAAUAGGAUAUUCGUCUCUGACCGUGCUCACCUUGUCUUCGAUCUUCACCAAUUGGUUGACGGACUUGAAGAGGUUGAGCUAGGUGCAAAAGGGAUUGGAACCACUAGAAAAGGGAUUGGGCCAACAUACUCUACCAAGGCUGCCAGGAGCGGCAUUCGUGUUUACGAACUUUUCCAUUGGGAGGAGUUUGAGAAGAAGCUAAGACUUCUCGCUGCAGGCUACAAGCGUCGCUUUGGCGACCUUCUCAAGUACGACGUCGAGGAGGAAUUGUCUCGGUACAAGAUUUACUACGAGACUCUCCGUCCAUACGUGGUUGAUGCCAUUGUGUUCAUCAAGAGCGCCUUCGAGACCAAUAAGCGGGUUCUCGUAGAGGGAGCCAAUGCACUUAUGCUUGAUAUCGAUUAUGGGACCUAUCCGUUUGUUACUAGUUCUAACACUGGUAUUGGCGGCGUUAUUACCGGAUUGGCCAUCUCGCCUUUUAAGAUCAAAAACAUUAUCGGUGUUGUCAAGGCUUAUACUACCAGAGUAGGGGCUGGUCCGUUCCCAACGGAGCAGUUGAACGGAACUGGUGAUCACCUUCAGAGUGUCGGUCGUGAAUUCGGUGUUACAACCGGAAGAAGACGUAGAUGCGGGUGGCUCGAUCUUGUGAUCGUAAAAUACUCCACCUCUGUUAACCAUUACACCAGCUUGAACUUGACCAAGCUUGACAUCUUGGAUGGUCUAAAAGAGAUCAAAGUUGCCGUCGGCUAUCGUGUAGACGGAGAGGAACUCGAAUCGUUCCCAGCCGACCUCACCAUUCUCGAGCGUGUGGAGCCGAUUUAUAGGAUCUUCCCGGGCUGGCCUACACCUACUGCCAAGGCUACCUCUUGGGAUCAGCUCCCCACCGAGGCUCGGGAAUAUGUUCAAUUCAUUGAGGGGUUCGUCGGGGUCAAGAUCGAGCAUAUUGGAGUCGGGCCUGGUCGCGAGCACAUGUGCACGAAAUAG